AAAAAAAAAAAGAAAAUUUUUUUAUUACCUUCUUUUUGACGAAUAAAUUAAUUAAACAAUUGAUUCAAUCGAAACAAAGCGAUUUAAAUUUCUUAAAAACUAUAUAAAGACCAUGUUCUGAGAUAUUUCAAAAUGAUAACGAAGAAACAAUUCCUUCCGUCUUAUAUUUAUCGUAUUUAUUCGUUAAAGCUCAUCGUAACGUCAUAAUGAGUCAAUUCUCAUCCGUACAACCUCCGGAAGUAUAUGAGGUUAAUGGAAUCAAGUUCAUGAGAAUCCUCGGUAUAGUAAUCACUCUGCCUCCUCCAGAAUCGGAAGUUUAUAAGGAAUAUCUUAAGUGCAAUAACUUUUGCCUAUUUCGAAAAUCAUGCACCGAAGCGCUUAAAGGGUACGAUAUAGACCCUAAGGAGAUUUCACGCAUAGCGGCGGACUGCUGGAAUGUAGCGGAUAAAAAUUUUAAAACUUAUUUCACGAAAUAUGCUAAUGCAAUUUUCAAAGAUCGAAAAACUCAAGUGAUUAAGAUCAAAAACCCUUACGUUUACAACGCCGAUCGUAUUACCAAGCGUAGAACACGAAAGCCCAAUAAGAAAAAACCUUCUAAAAUGGAAAUUAGAUCAAAAGAAGCUAUCGAUGAGCUAUCAGUUGGGCAAGAAUCUCUUAUGAGCAAACGUUAUCAAGAGGAUAUUAGUAACUUCGAAAUUAUUGAUACUUCGCCGCCACCCGAAUUACCUUCGUCGUCAUAUUCUUUCUACAUCAACGAGGCGAGGAGAGCAGAGGAGGUAUCCUUCCAGCCUCUUUAUGACUUUUGAGUAAUAUAAGCAAAAGAAAAAUAAAAGAAAGAAAGAAAAAGAAAGAAACAAUUCGUGUUCAUAUUUAAGAUUUUAUUUUAUUAUUAUAAAAAUUUAAAUUUAGCUAAAUUUAAUAAAUGAUGUAACUUUUAAGCUUUGUUCCGCGGAAAAAUAAGAAUAAAUUAUUAUAAGGACUUAUGAAUUACUUAGAUUUUUUUUUUUAAAAAAAAUAAUAUAUUUAU
Rhizophagus irregularis DAOM 181602=DAOM 197198 is the source of this 1027-nucleotide messenger RNA. RefSeq lists its product as uncharacterized. The record is from RefSeq and is a predicted model, not a curated record. NCBI's taxonomy places the organism in Eukaryota, Fungi, Glomeromycota, Glomeromycetes, Glomerales, Glomeraceae.